Molecule: messenger RNA, 2140 nt
Organism: Menidia menidia (Atlantic silverside)
Lineage: Eukaryota; Metazoa; Chordata; Actinopteri; Atheriniformes; Atherinopsidae
Source: the annotation of a GenBank genome assembly
CCGGUCUUAUAAAGACCGGUGAGUGGGCAGAAGUACCUCCUUAAAGUACAGGUUGUCAUCGUCUUUCCCAAAAGUUACUAAAGGAAUUCCUGGGGUGUGAUUUUUACCCGUUUGCAGCUGCCCUCCCUUAGUUUCUGAAACAUUUUGUACGUGUAACACGUCCCGUGGCUCCGGAAUUAACGCUUUUUUCGACCCCAGGACUCAUUUUUAACGGGGAAGUCAGCGCAAUUUGCACAUUCCUGAAGUUUAAAGGCUGAAAAGAUGUUUCAGAUUAAAAGGAUCUGCUGCAUUGGAGCUGGGUAUGUCGGAGGCCCGACGUGCAGCGUGAUCGCCCAUAUGUGUCCAGAGAUCACCGUCACUGUUGUGGACGUCAAUGAGUCUCGGAUCAAAGCCUGGAACUCGGACACUCUGCCCAUUUAUGAGCCGGGGUUGAAAGAGGUGGUUGAAUCAUGCAGAGGGAGAAACCUGUUUUUUUCUACAGACAUCGACUCGGCCAUCAGGGACGCCGACCUCGUCUUCAUCUCUGUGAGUUCUCUAUACACCAGGUUGUGUUCUGACUGUGAAGCAUGUCCUUUCCAGCCUCUGCUAACUGUUGUUCUGUCCCGGCCCAUCCCACACAACACACAGGUGAACACUCCAACCAAGACCUACGGGAUGGGGAAGGGUCGUGCCGCUGACCUGAAGUUCAUAGAGGCGUGCGCUCGGCGGAUCGUGGAGGUGUCCGACGGGUACAAGAUCGUCACGGAGAAGAGCACAGUGCCCGUGCGAGCUGCUGAGAGCAUCAGACGGAUAUUUGACGCCAACACCAAACCCAGCCUUAACCUACACGUGCUGUCCAACCCAGAGUUCCUCGCAGAAGGAACAGCAGUGCGGGAUCUGAAGGAGCCAGACCGCGUUCUGAUUGGUGGGGACGAGACUGAUGAAGGCCAGAGGGCCAUCAGAGCCCUUUGUGCCGUGUAUGAACACUGGGUCCCCAAAGCCCGCAUCAUCACCACCAACACGUGGUCCUCUGAGCUCUCUAAGCUGGCGGCCAAUGCGUUCCUGGCUCAGCGGAUCAGCAGCAUCAACAGCAUCAGCGCCCUCUGCGAGGCCACCGGCGCCGACGUGGAGGAGGUGGCCAAGGCCAUCGGUAUGGACCAGCGAAUCGGCAGCAAGUUCCUCAAAGCCAGCGUUGGUUUUGGUGGGAGCUGCUUCCAGAAAGACGUGCUCAAUCUGGUGUAUCUGUGCGAGGCCCUCAACCUGCCCGAGGUGGCUUCCUACUGGCAGCAGGUCAUCGACAUGAACGAGUACCAGAGGAAGCGCUUUGCCUGCAGGAUCAUCGACUCGCUCUUCAACACCGUAACCGGGAAAAAGAUCGCUCUGCUGGGCUUUUCUUUCAAAAAGGAUACCGUGUCCGAGCUGGUGACCAUAACCUCAGAUCCCUACGAGGCCUGCCAGAGUGCUCACGCGCUGGUCAUCUGCACCGAGUGGGACAUGUUUAAGGAACUGGACUAUGAGAAAAUCUACAAGAAAAUGCUGAAGCCGGCCUUCAUAUUCGACGGUCGCAGAGUUCUGGACCACCUCCACGCUCAGCUCCAGUGCAUCGGCUUCCAGAUUGAGACCAUCGGGAAAAAGGUGACAUCAACACGAAUCCCCUACACUCCAGCAGCCGCCUGUCCCCGCAUCACCGGACCUGAACCUCCCUCCAAGAAGACGAAAGCUUAGAGCCGACUGCACCCCCCCGCCCACCCCCACCCCACAUUCCUCUGUCAGCCUUUCAUUUCAGUGGCAGAGGGGCGGGACCCGUCCUUCUGUUGGUGCACAUCCACUGAUCAAAGGAGCCCCGCCGGACGGCCAGCUGCUCACCGCUGUGGGCUGGAGGUCAGGAGUGGAGCAUCAUGUAAACCAUUCCAUACGCACUGUUAACUUUUGACAUCAUUUGCUGUAUAACCUGCGAACUUUUCAGAUACCCGUCUGCUGGAAAGAAACACCCAAAAUGGGACUAUUUUCUUACACUCUAUUAGUCAAAUGGGGUUUUAUCCUGAAACAUUUUAUACCGUUUUAUUUUAUUUUAUUAUAAAUAAUCUUACUGUAUGUUAGUCAGUGUUCUACCAGAAGGGCCAAAGCAAUAAAAUGUGAUGUGCGUCUAAACUGUGUCGCC